Cydia strobilella is the source of this 3926-nucleotide messenger RNA. RefSeq names its product phospholipid scramblase 2 (gene scramb1). Gene Ontology annotation, molecular function: phospholipid scramblase activity. The record is from RefSeq and is a predicted model, not a curated record. The transcript is spliced from 6 exons. NCBI's taxonomy places the organism in Eukaryota, Metazoa, Arthropoda, Insecta, Lepidoptera, Tortricidae. Gene Ontology annotation, cellular component: plasma membrane. Gene Ontology annotation, biological process: plasma membrane phospholipid scrambling. The coding region runs from base 224 to 1306 and encodes 360 amino acids.
UGGCAGAACCCAAACUCACGGGAGUAAACCCGGCUAGCUAGGAAUACUGUGCCAAAUUGGGAAAUAUUCUUUAUUCUAGUCAACUAAUCAAGGCCAUGACCCCCAAUUUGUCUGCAAAAUAAGGCGGCGCCAAAGUGAAUUAGAGAAGACAAGGCGUGAUCCCUGGAAGUUGGAGAUCAUUAUUUUUGGAUCACAAUAUCGAGAAAUUAUCUGAGUGACCAACAUGUCUCACAAACCAACACCUUAUUCUCCGAACUUCCCUCCGAGUCAGGGCUACGCACCGCCAUAUGAAGACGAGAAGGCCAAAGAGAACUACCCUCUUGCUCAGCCAGGGUACCCUAACGCUCCCCCAGUCGGGUACCCAGGCCCUCCUGGACCGUUUACACCUCCGGGGGCACCUCCUGUGCCCCCUGGCACUCAACCCGGCUUCCAACCUGGUUUUCAGCCCGGUUUUCAGCCCGGCUUUCAGCCAGGUUUUCAGCCUGGAUUCUCGCCGGGCUACCCGCAGCCACAGCCGCAGCAUGGAUACCCGCACCCACAGCAAGGGUACCCCGCGCCUGUCGUACAGCAGCCUGCCCCGCAAGGUGCUCCAGGUGGAUGGAUGAGUAUCCCGACCGGUCUCACCAACUGCCCCCCAGGUCUAGAAUACCUCUCCAUGAUCAACCAACUGCUGGUCCACCAGAAGGUCGAGCUGCUGGAGGCCUUCGUGGGCUUCGAGACCAACAACAAGUACACCAUAAAGAACAGCGUCGGGCAGAAGGUGUACUUCGCCGUGGAGGACAAUGACUGCUGCACGAGGAUGUGCUGCGGACCGAUGCGGCCGUUCGACAUGAAGAUCUUGGACAACUUCCAGAACGAGGUUAUCCAUUUGCGUCGGCCGCUCGCUUGCUCGACUUGCUGGUGCCCGUGCUGGCUCCAGUCCAUGGAGGUGACCGCUCCGCCCGGCACCGUCAUCGGAUCCAUUGAGCAGGAGUGGUCAAUCUGCAAACCAAGCUUCGUCAUUAAGAAUGCCGCAGGCGACGUGGUGCUCAGGAUCAAGGGCCCAUUGUGCACGUAUUCGAUCUGUGGCGACGUUGGUUUCAAGGUGUACUCGAAAGACGGCGAAAACAAGGUCGGCAAAAUAACAAAGCAGUGGUCCGGGCUGGCUCGCGAGGCGUUCACCGACGCCGACUACUUCGGGAUCAGCUUCCCCAUGGACCUGGACGUCAGGAUCAAGGCUGUGCUGCUCGGGGCCUGCUUCCUUAUUGACUUCAUGUUCUUCGAAAAAUCCGGAAACCAGGAAAAUGACGGGGCCGGAAUGUUGUAACAAAACAGUCAUUGUAAUGGGGAAGGUGCAAAAGAAACAUUUAAAACACAUUCUUCACUAAUGAGGCCAAAGUAAUCACUAAGGAUCAACCACACCGAACCACACUGGAGCAGACCAAAGAUAAGAUUUACCUACCUACCCAGAUUGACCCCUGGAACACUUGUCUCACACGUUGCGUUAUUUACCCAGAUUGACCCCUGGCACACUUGUCUCACACGUUGCGUUAUUUACCCAGAUUGAUCCCUGGCACACUUGUCUCAACGUUGCGUUAUUUACCCAGAUUGACCCCUGGCACACUUGUCUCACACGUUGCGUUAUUUACCCAGAUUGACCCCUGGCACACUUGUCUCAACGUUGCGUUAUUUACCCAGAUUGACCCCUGGCACACUUGUCUCACACGUUGCGUUAUUUACCCAGAUUGAUCCCUGGCACACUUGUCUCAACGUUGCGUUAUUUACCCAGAUUGACCCCUGGCACACUUGUCUCACACGUUGCGUUAUUUACCCAGAUUGACCCCUGGCACACUUGUCUCACACGUUGCGUUAUUUACCCAGAUUGACCCCUGGCACACUUGUCUCACACGUUGCGUUAUUUACCCAGAUUGAUCCCUAGCACACUUGUCUCAACGUUGCGUUAUUUACCUACCCAGAUUGACCCCCGGCACACUUGUCUCACACGUUGCGUUAUUUUCUCGGCAAGAGGUGCGUCAACGUCUUUUAACCCCCUCAACUUCCAGAGGUCUAGAGUUGCCAGCGAAAAAACGACUUGUAGUCUGUAGUAUUAACCUUUUGGACGCCAAUGAUGGAUAUAUCCGCACCGUAGGUACAACGCCAAAGACGGAUUAAUCCGUCACAGACCACAGAGCAACAUAGACCUAGACCUACGUGCAUAUGCAUAGUCCGAGUGACAGCUUUUGUGUUUGACACGACGUCGAAAAGGUUAGGUAUAAAAUUGAAUUUUGAUUCUCUUACCUGCCCGACUCGAUAUACCGUCAGUGUGUCGGUGAGAAUGAGAGGGUUCAAGCUUCGGUGUGGUCGAUUCUUUAUGGGAUUGUGAAUCAGAUGAAAAAAAAUCACCUUUUAGAUGUUUCAUAUUUCAGUGAUAAUAGAAGACAACCGUAUACUUAAACGCCGUUUUAGAAGGCCAAACACAUAUUUAAGUAAAGCCUGACCAGUAAUAUUAUAUGAACACGCGCCAGGUUGCGGAAUUUCAUUGGAACGAGUGUUUUAUACUACGCUAUGAAUGAGAAUGACAGCGCCCUCUUGAAUUGAUCACAUAUUCAUAAUAAUAUAUUACUGGUCAGGCUUUAAAAAAAAUAUAUGUAAGUAUGGAAUUUUUUGAUAGUUAUUGACGAAUUGCUGGAAUCUCCUUAGUUGGAUUUUAUUUGCUAUAUAUUAAAUUUACAUUUGCAUAUUUAUGUAAUGAAAUGCAUUCUUCCCCACUGCAUAAUUAUUUAAGCCGCUGGAGUAAAUAAGCCUAUCUAAGGUGCUUUUUCAACGUAAUAAUAUUUGAUAAAGCAUUUACAAUGUUUACCUUUUUUGAUGAUUAUAAAUUUAUUAUUAGUUUUAUGAAUCUCGUAUGAAGAAUGUUUUCGCGCAAUCGCUUAUUUUGUUUUGAUACGUAAGUGUAGCUUUAUACAUUAGAAUUUAUACACUGAAGAAUUUCUUAUGUACCUAACGUUGACCUUCGAUUUUAUAGUUUAUAAAGUUUGCAUUUUGUAAUGCAUUUUCUAGAGUGAAUAAUAUACAAAUACCGCUUAAAGCCUUUACCUCCCUUUAUACUAAGUGAGAAAACCGAAAUUGUUUUAGUCGUUUGCUAGACCCGAGCGGCGUGGCAUUACGUUAUACAAGGUGUAACAAAACUAGUGGGGACCCGUUUAAGGGCAUAUUCUCUAUCGUGUUCUGAUUAGGAAAAAGUAAAAGAGUGAAUGUUUUUUGUACUUUUUCCUAAUCAGAACACGAUCGAUACCUAAUAUGCCCUUAAACGAAUCCCCACUAUUUUUGUUACACCUUGUAUUUUUGUGUAUUUCUGGCCAUCGGGUUCUGCUCUGUCAUCAUCAUCUGUCAUUUUGGCUGUAUUAACAAACGUGUGCGUACGCGGAGUAUCGCUUUUUACUUAGUCGUAGUUAAUUAAUAUUAAAUACUGAUAAUAGUGAUAAUAUAAUGUAAAAUUGAGACUGGCGUGAUCACCGUAGGUCCACGUACAAUAAAUCUAAACUGUCCUACAGACAACGUAUAGACGUAUCGUAUACUACGAAUAUAAACUAUGAAGAUGUAUAGAACUCUGAUAUACAUACUAUAGUUUACACAGAAGCAAUAAAACGUCCAUUAUAAAAUAAAUAUUAAAUAAUAAUAAUCAUUUAGUACAUGUUCUUAUUUUACGAAAUUCAGUCGUACAUACAUAUAUUUUAUGUUGUUACUUAGGUAGCCACCUUUUUUUAAAGGCUUUUUCAGACAGUACGAAAGGAUUAAGUACCUAGUUAGACUAAGAGAAGUCCGCAACGAUUUUGAUAGCACACGCAGUGCAAGUGUUAUUUUAAACGUCAAAUUUCUAUAAAAUUAUGACGUAUACAUAACACUUGCACUGUGUGUGCUAUGAAAAUCGUUGCAGACUUCUCUUG